Molecule: messenger RNA, 315 nt
Organism: Aspergillus luchuensis
Lineage: Eukaryota; Fungi; Ascomycota; Eurotiomycetes; Eurotiales; Aspergillaceae
Exons: 1
Coding region: 1-315 (104 amino acids)
Source: RefSeq, a predicted model, not a curated record
AUGUGCUGGACUAUCGGGCUAGUCAGCCGCCUAGCCUUUGCAGAUCCACUCAAGCGAAACUCUGACGUCGGCCGUGCACUUUUCCCCCUCAUCGUUACUCCGCAUUUUGAUGUGGUGGAUGUUCUCCGAGCAAGGGAAAACCCCGGCGGGAUCCCUGAGGCAACUUGCCGAUACUGGAGUAGUCUUGGGUUCCUGAUCCAGCCACAGCCGUCCUUUGGUUCUUCCCGGCUUAUCUCUCUCCGGGAUGUCGCUGCCACCUUCGUCAUAGUUAAACCGUUAGAGUUUGCCCCUGUUUCUCUUUUGCUCUAUCGUUGA